Erythranthe guttata (spotted monkey flower) is the source of this 1635-nucleotide messenger RNA. Lineage: Eukaryota; Viridiplantae; Streptophyta; Magnoliopsida; Lamiales; Phrymaceae. The record is from RefSeq and is a predicted model, not a curated record.
AUGAAAGCACUGCAACAAAGGAAUCCAGGCACAUCUGUUGAGUGGGAACAUCACGCGACAAAUCAUCCAUCGAAAUUCAUAAUCAAAUACGUCUUCUGGGCCUUCAAGCCGUGUAUUGAUGGUUUCAAAUACUGUAGUCGGGUGAUCAGCGUCGAUGGAACUUAUUUGUACACUAAGUACAAACAUAAGAUGUUGCUUGUUGUGUGUUUGGAUGCGAAUCAACAAGUUUUACCACUUGCGUAUGCAAUUGUUGAUGAAGAGACCGCAAGUGCAUGGAAGUGGUUUUUCAAAUGCAUUGACAAACAUUUACUUUCGGGCAUAUCAGAUGGUAUUUGUAUAAUUUCGGAUCGAGGAACCGGUAUUUUAAGUGCCAUCGAUUCAAUGCCCGAGUUUAGGCCCCCUCGCAUCACCCAUCGAUUUUGUUUGAGGCAUGUUUGUUCAAAUGUCAACGCCAAGUUUAAGAGCAUUGUGGUGAAAGAUUUUUGUUACGCUGCUGGAAAACAAUCUCAGGUUUGGAAGCUGAACCGGUAUUUGGACAAGAUUGGGGAGGAAAAUCCCAAUGCACACAGAUACUUGAUGAACAUGGAUCGAGAAAAGUGGACUUUAGCACAUGAUGGAGGGUCUCGACGCGGUCAGUUGACGACCAACUUGUCCGAGUCCAUCAAUGGUGCUUUGAAAGGUGCUCGUAAACUGCCUGUCACAGCUAUUGUGGAUUUUACAUUUCAUCGACAACCAUGUCAGCUUCAUUCAGACUGGUGGACCAACCAUGUCAGCUUCAUUGAGACUGGUGCACAUGUUCUUCGUAUUUUUAGGAUGAUGUUGGAUCAGAUGCUCCCAGAUCAGUUUAUAUGGAUGCCAUAUGAUAUGGAUGAUCAGGAGUAUCAGGCUGUAGGUGGUGAUUCGGAUAUCAUAUGUUCAGGUAUAUGCGUAUCGAGAGUCCCCCUUAUAUGCUACGCAAUUGUGGAGAUGCAUCGACCAGACAGAGUAGUACGUCAGUUCGGGAUGGUACAACCCAUACCUGAACCUCCUGAAAAUACUGAGACAGAUUUCCGGAUGCACGUCAAUGCUUACCGUACAGGUGCUACCAACCGAGACUGGAGUCUUACACAUGUUUCGCAUGUUACCGCUUGGGAUAAUAGGCUCAAUUAUACUAUUGAUUAUCCAUAUGCCAGUGACAGUCAGACUACAGAAGAUGGUUAUUUUGAGUGGUAUGAACUGCACACACGUCGUUUCAUAUCACCGAUUACCCCAUCUGAUCGUACAGGAUUUCAGGUUGGAGGUCAGAUUUCAAUGGAUACAGUGAUUCAGCAUCUUCGAUCGUUGAUUGUUUCUGUUGAUGGCGGAGACAUGCCCCGGGAUGGCUAUCGUUCGUAUUUACCGACUCUCAGAACAUGUCUUAAUGUCUUAGAGUCUCGACACGGACCUUCAGAUAGGCCUCAAUCUGAGAUGCCUUAUACUCAGACUCACCCUCAGACUCAGACUCAGAUACCACUGUCUCAAAUGCCUCAGUCACAGACUCAGAUGUACGCUGGCGAGGCAGAAACUUCUUCUCGUGCAUAUUAUCCGGCAUUCGAUAAUUAUACAGAUCCUAGAUCGCACGGGCAUCCAUCUGAUCCGUACACCCCAUACCCCUAG